This is a messenger RNA of Morus notabilis, 2147 nucleotides long. Its product is annotated as EH domain-containing protein 1. Gene Ontology annotation, biological process: endosomal transport; endocytosis. The transcript has 16 exons. The record is from RefSeq and is a predicted model, not a curated record. Lineage: Eukaryota; Viridiplantae; Streptophyta; Magnoliopsida; Rosales; Moraceae. Gene Ontology annotation, molecular function: protein binding; calcium ion binding; GTP binding. The coding region runs from base 269 to 1906 and encodes 545 amino acids. Gene Ontology annotation, cellular component: intracellular membrane-bounded organelle; plasma membrane; cytoplasm.
CAAACGACGUCGCUGCACGAUUAACCAACCAAUCGCUAGUGCGGUUGCGCCUGCUUUUGCCUCCUUUGCCUUUGUCUCUUUCCACCACUUUCAGUCCGUACGAAGGAUUCCCUCUUUCCUUCCUUCCUCCGUCCUCCUUCCUUUCCGCCAAAACGGAAACGAAGAAAGAACUUUCCCGUGUUUUCUCCGUUUCCAAACACAAAUUGAAAGAAAGAAGGAUCGCUUCCAUUUCCCAGCUCUGAACAAAUUCCGCCGCUUUUUUUCCCCUAUGGAGAUUGCUUCGUCUCCGAUAAGUUCGUGCUCGAAGGAGCACCAGAAGAUCUAUCAGGAAUGGUUUUCUUACGCUGAUUCAGACGGCGAUGGCCGCAUUACCGGUAAUGAUGCGAUAAAGUUCUUCGCCAUGUCAAACUUGCCGCGGCAAGAUCUCAAGCAGGUGUGGGCGGUUGCAGAUUCUAAGAGACAGGGAUAUCUUGGUUUUGGAGAGUUUGUUGCUGCUAUGCAGCUAGUUUCUCUGGCACAAGCUGGACAUGGGAUAACACACGAUCUAUUGAAUAGCAAUGUGGACUUGGAAAAUUUGAAGCUUCCAGUUAUGGAAGGUUUGGAUGGAUUGCUAGCAAAGAAAAAGCGUUCACAAAAGACAAGCGAGCCCGAUGUAAACGGUGGUUCUAUAGUCGAACAAUCACCUUCGGCGCAGUGGUUUUCUUCAAAGUCAUCAACGAAGGUCUCUCUUUCAUCUGUAACGUCAAUUAUCGAUGGCUUGAAACGACUAUAUAUUAAGAAGCUGAAGCCACUAGAAGCUACUUAUCGGUUUAAUGACUUUGUAUCCCCAGCAUUAACUAAUAGUGAUUUUGAUGCCAAACCCAUGGUUAUGCUUUUGGGUCAAUACUCUACUGGGAAAACAACAUUCAUCAAGCAUUUGCUAAGAAGCAGUUAUCCAGGAGCUCACAUUGGUCCGGAGCCUACAACUGAUAGAUUUGUUGUUGUAAUGUCUGGGCCUGAUGAAAGAAGUAUCCCUGGAAACACUGUUGCUGUCCAAGCGGACAUGCCCUUCAGUGGGCUUACGACGUUUGGGACUGCAUUUUUGUCGAAAUUCGAAUGUUCCCAAAUGCCGCAUCCUCUGCUAGAGCACAUUACAUUUGUGGAUACUCCUGGAGUUUUAUCAGGAGAGAAGCAAAGAACCCAACGGGCCUAUGAUUUUACUGGUGUAACUUCGUGGUUUGCUGCAAAGUGCGACCUUAUUCUACUUUUGUUUGAUCCUCACAAACUUGAUGUUAGUGAUGAAUUUAAACGUGUAAUUUCAUCAUUACGUGGUCAUGAUGACAAGAUUCGUGUAGUGUUGAAUAAGGCUGACCAAAUUGAUACUCAACAACUAAUGAGGGUUUAUGGAGCCUUGAUGUGGUCACUUGGAAAGGUUAUUAAUACUCCUGAAGUCAUGCGUGUUUAUAUUGGCUCAUUCAACGACAAACCAGUAAAUGAAGCUGCCACCGGUCCAAUCGGUAAAGAGCUUUUCGAAAAGGAACAGGAGGAUCUUCUCGCUGAUCUGAAAGAUAUUCCGAAGAAGGCUUGUGAUCGUCGAAUCAAUGAAUUCGUGAAGCGUACUAGAGCUGCUAAGAUACACGCUUACAUUAUCAGCCAUCUAAAGAAAGAGAUGCCUGCUAUGAUGGGCAAAGCCAAGGCUCAACAAAGACUUAUUGAUAACUUGGCAGAUGAAUUUGGAAAGGUCCAAAGGGAGUUUCAUCUACCGCCGGGGGAUUUCCCGAACGUGGAGCAAUUUAGGGAGGUAUUGAGGGGCUACAAUUUUGACAAGUUUGAGAAGUUGAAGCCCAAAAUGAUUCAAGCCGUUGAUGACAUGUUGGGUUAUGACAUCCCUGACCUCUUAAAAAAUUUCAGAAACCCCUAUGAUUAGAGGACCUAAGAAAGCAGUUCCUUUGAAAUAUUUACUGAAAGGAAAAAAGACAGUUCUGCACUUUAGAUUGAAGGAGCUUUGGAUGACGUCAGCUAUGGACUAUGGUUGUAAUAUUUUGAAGAGUGAGGGAUAAGUAAAUAUAUCGAAUUAUUCAUUCUUAAGCUCCAUUUCUGUAUAUUACGACUACUAUAAUUUAUUACUAAGUAUGACAAUCUGCAUUAACUUCUAUCUUUGGCUACAG